Messenger RNA from Micropterus dolomieu (smallmouth bass), 992 nucleotides. It is a transcript of the gene gsta.1, whose product is annotated as glutathione S-transferase, alpha tandem duplicate 1. The coding region runs from base 174 to 845 and encodes 223 amino acids. Gene Ontology annotation, molecular function: glutathione transferase activity. Lineage: Eukaryota; Metazoa; Chordata; Actinopteri; Centrarchiformes; Centrarchidae. The record is from RefSeq and is a predicted model, not a curated record. Gene Ontology annotation, biological process: glutathione metabolic process. The transcript is spliced from 7 exons.
CAGAGCCAACCAACCAUAGUCUUCAGAUGUUUCCCCACCUUUAUCAGUUUUUUUCAACACUCCCAACACUAUAUAACGAAAACAGUUUCUUCUUCCCAAUUCACAACAGUUUCUACACAACAACCGCGACGGUGCACUGUUUUAGAGGUUAAAAAUCCAAAACACUAAUAGCCAUGGCUGGACGCGUUGUGCUGCACUACUUCAAUGGGAGGGGGAAAAUGGAGUCAAUCCGCUGGCUUUUGACAGUUGCAGAGGUUGAGUUUGAUGAGGUGUAUCUGAACACUAAUGAGCAGUAUAAGAAACUCUUAAGUGAUGGAGUCCUCAUGUUUCAACAGGUUCCCAUGGUGGAAAUCGAUGGCAUGAAACUUGUUCAGACAAAGGCAAUCCUGAAUUACAUUGCAGAGAAGUACAACCUCCAUGGAAAAGAUCUCAAAGACCGUGUCAUGGUCAACAUGUACUCAGAGGGAGUGAUGGAUCUCAUGGAAAUGAUCAUGAUGGUGCCCUUCAGCCAAGACCCAAAAGCCAAACUGGAUACCAUUCAAACUAAAGCAAAAGAGCGCUACCUUCCUGUGUUUGAAAAGGCGCUGUCUGGGCCCGUAUACCUGGUGGGAGGAAAACUAAGCUGUGCAGAUGUGCAGCUGCUUGAAUGCACCCUGAUGUUGGAGGAGAAAUUUACUGGAAUCCUCUCCGACUUUCCCAAUAUCAAGUCUUUCCAGGGAAGGAUGAUCCAGAUUCCUGCCAUCAAUAGGUUCCUACAACCAGGCAGCAAGAGGAAGCCGCAGCCAGAUGAAACCUACGUAAAGACCAUCGUGGAGGUGUUCCAAAUCAAAUUACCAAUAUUGUGAACUCAAUAAAAGAUCUGGCACGUUCCUCAUGUAGGCACAAAAGAACAAAUCUAUUUAGCAAGUAAAGAAUAUCUGUAAUCUUUAAUAAUAUUGUAUGGGUGUUUUAAUGUGAAGCUUCUACUAAAUAAACUGUUUAAUUUUGUGGAA